AAUUGCUAUAUUUGGGGUGAGCACUUUGCAUUGUCCAUGUUUAGCACGCGUUCGGUCUGUGUCGAUGAAUGGAUUGCGGUUUCCAAAGAGUGCAAAUACUUGCCUGAAGAAGAUAUGGUAUCACUCUGUAAUUGUCUAAUCGCGCGUCUUUUGAAAGAACCGAAUGUAGUCCCUGUCGAAACCCCUGUGACGAUUUGUGGUGAUAUACAUGGUCAAUUCUACGACUUACUAGAGCUUUUUCGUACUGGUGGAGAGCUACCUAGCACUAAGUAUGUGUUUAUGGGAGAUUAUGUGGAUCGUGGGUAUUAUAGUUUAGAAACCGUAACCCUUCUUUUCGCUCUAAUGCUCAAGUACCCCGAAAGGAUCACACUGUUACGUGGUAAUCAUGAAUCUCGCAGAAUUUCUUCUGUUUAUGGCUUCUACGAUGAAUGUAUUCAAAAGUAUGGUCACAUGUUGGUUUUCAGUUGGUGUUGCAAGGUGUUCGAUGUGUUACCCAUCGCUGCUAUUAUUGAUGACACUAUAUUGUGUGUUCAUGGAGGUUUGUCACCGGAAAUUAAAUCAAUCGAUAAGAUGCUUAGUCUUCAUCGUGCAGUUGAGAUACCCACCAAGGGUCCUCUUUGUGAUCUCGUGUGGUCAGAUCCUGAUGAAGAUGAAGAAGGAUGGCAUCUUAGUCCACGUGGUGCAGGCUGGGUAUUUGGUGAAAUAGUUGCGAAAACGUUCCUACAUACGAAUGGGCUAGAAUUGAUUUGUCGAUCUCAUCAACUCGUCGAUGAAGGUUUUCGGUACUUAUUCAAUGAGAGGCUGUGCACAGUGUGGUCAGGUAAACUGCUUUCUUUUUGUUCUGCACUAUCUUAUAGUCGAUUUUUGCCACAGUACUUCUCGGAAACUCAAUGA
This is a messenger RNA of Angiostrongylus costaricensis, 894 nucleotides long. Lineage: Eukaryota; Metazoa; Nematoda; Chromadorea; Rhabditida; Metastrongylidae. The record is from the annotation of a GenBank genome assembly.